GGUCACACAUAAUAAGAAUGGUGAGGACAGAUGGUCUAUUUUAGUGAGCCACUCACAUGAGGUCCAGAAUCUAUAUAUUAACCCACUUCCCAUCCCUCCAGCCUCACAAAGACAACUAGUAAUAUUACAGUAGCUUUUUCUUCACCUGAAAGGUACGUUUCCAGUAUUAAUGUAACGCCUCAAAGGAGGAAAGUGUAAAAUCUGAUUAUGGUAAAGAUUUCAAAAAAUUUUUUUUGACAGUAUCUUGCUGUCAGUGUGAGUAGUCACCCCAACAAAGAGAUGUCAAGUUGAAGUAAUAAAUACUGUGGCUUUGAAGUUUGUACACGUGAUUUACGUGAGGCAUGUUUUAGUUUGCCAACAAUUUCUAUAGCAAAUUUUUGCUGAGCUUUAUUGCAUUUAUUUCAUGCUAAAUUUCAUGCUCAUUUUAUGAAUUGGCGAACGACCAGAGAAUUGUUAUCCGUUAUGUAUGUUACCUAUAUUAUUUUUGUGAGAUAUUACAGAAGAUAGCUAACCAGUUUAGCUAUUAGAUCUCUGAACUCUAUCUCUAUUUGUGCGUACAGUUCAUGCAGUCUAAAAUCUUCAAUACUAAAAAGGAGAUCUCUUGGGAGAAGACCUUCCUAAAUGAAGUUAUAUAUCUUAUAUCUGCAUUAAAGCAUUACUUGAUAAUGCCCCAAAUACUAAACACUAGUCAGAUAUGUUUCUAAAUACUAAAUUUAAAAAAAGAGUGAAUUAAAUAAAGACUAAAUACUAGUCCGACAGAUUUAUUGUGUGUUAACGGUACUGACUUUCAACCAUUCUUUUAUUACUCCAAGGUCAUGUAGUGUAGUCGUAUCUUGUACGUUUUUAUCACAGUUAUUUGCAGUAGUUCUCAAGAAACAAGAUUGUUUUUAUUUGAUAAUCUGCUAGAAUAGAUUGGAAUAUCAUAAAAAUGAACAAAAUGUAUUGUUUUAUGUAUGUUUUAUCUAAAAUAGUUUAGCUAUAUUUCUGCAUGCUGAAAACGGUCCAUAAUAUAAUAACAUGUCUGUAAUAUGAUGAUGUAGUUUCGAAAACAUAUUUCAGUCUGUUGUAACUGUUUUACUUUUUUACAUUGUGAAAUAUGUAGGAGACACACAGAACCGCGACCAUGUCAGAAGCGUGAGUACCAACAGCUCAUAUUGCAUUACAUUGCUGUCAACAUGUACUGUGCCCAUGGAAAGUCUACACCCCCUUGAACCUUUUUCACAUUUUGUUGCGUUACAAAGUGGGAUUGAAAUAGAUUUAAUUGUAUUUUUUUUGUCAUUGAUCUACACAAAAUACUCCAUAAUGUCAAAGUGAAAAGAAAAUUAUAAUUAUUUUUUACAAAGUAAAAUAAUAUAUAUAUAUAUAUAUAUAUAUAUAUAUAUAUAUAUAUAUAGUUGUUGCAUAAGUAUUCACCCCCUUAGUAUAGGCAAGCCUAAAUUAGUUCAGAAGUCAAAUCUGGCUUAACAAAUCACAUAAUAAGUUAUAUGGACUUACUCUGUGUGAAAUAAUAUGGGUUGAGAUGAUUUUUUAAUGACUACCCCUUACUCUGUCCCCCAUACAUACAGUACAACAUCUGUGAACUAUUGAAUUUCAAGCACAGAUUCAAAUACAAAGACCAGGGAGCUUUUCGAAAACCCCAUAAAGAAGGGCAGUGAUUGGUAGAUGGGUAACAAUAACAAAUCAGACAUUGAGUAUCUCUUUAAGCAUGGUCAAAGAUGCGUUCGUCCUUCUGAACUGAGCUGCAGGACAGGAAUGAAACUGCUUCGGGAUGUCACCAUGAGGCCAUUGGUCAUUUUAAAACAGCUACAGAGUUCAAUGGCUGUAAUGGGAGAAAACUGAGGAUAGAGCAACAACAUUGUAGUGACUCCACAAUAAUGACCUAAAUGACAGAGUGAAAAGAAGAAUCGAAAAUAUACAGAAUACAAGUAUUCCAAAACAGUGCAUUAGGAAAGUGUUCAGACCCCUUGACUUUUUCCAUAUUUUGUUAAGUUACAGCCUUAUUCUAAAAUGGAUUUAAAAAACUAAAUUCUCAUCAAAACAGGUUUUUAGACAUUUCAGAAAAUAUGUAUAUAUAAAAGAAAACUGAAAUAUUACAUUUACAUAAGUACUUUGUUGAAGCACCUUUGGCAGUGAUUACAGCCUUGAUUCUUCUUGGGUCUGACGCUUCAAGCUUGACACACCUGUAUUUGGGGAGUUUCUCCCAUUCUUCUCUGCAGAUCCUCUCAAGCUCUGUCAGGUUGGAUGGGGAGUGUCGUUGCACAGCUAUUUUCAGGUCUCUUCAGAGAUGUUCGAUCGGGUUCAAGUCCGGGCUCUGGCUGGGCCACACAAGGACAUUCAGAGUCUUGUCCCGAAGCCACUCCUGCGUUGUCUUGGCUGUGUGCUUAGGGUCGUUUUCUUGCUGGAAGGUGAACCUUCACCCCAGUCUGUGGUCCUGAGCGCUCUGGAGCAGGUUUUCAUCAAGGAUCUCUCUGUACUUUGGUCCGUUCAUCUUUCCCUCGAUCCUGACUAGUCUCCCUGCCGCUGAAAAAUAUCCCCACAGCAUGAUGCUGCCACCACCAUGCUUCACCAUAGGGAUGGUGGCAGGUUUCCUCCAGACGUGACACUUGGUAUUCAGGCCAAAGAGUUCAAUCUUGAUUUCAUCAGACUAGAGAAUCUUGUUUCUCAUGGUCUGAGUCCUUUAGGUGCCUUUUGGCAAACUCCAAGCGGGCUGUCAUGUGCCUUUUACUGAGGAGUGGCUUCCGUCUGGCCACUCUACCAUAAAGGCCUGAUUGGUGGAGUGCUGCAGAGAUGGUUGUCCUUCUGGAAGUUUCUCCCAUCUCCACCGAGGAACUCUGGAGCUCUGUCAGAGUGACAAUUGGAUUCUUGGUCACCUCCCUGACCAAGGCCCUUCUUCCACGGUUGCUCAGUGUGGCCGGGCGGCCAGCUCUAGGAAGAGUCUUGGUGGUUCCAAACUUCUUCCAUUUAAGAAUGAUGGAGGCCACUGUGUUCUUGGGGACCUUCAAUGCUGCAGAACGUUUUAUUACCCUUCCCCAGAUCCUGUCUCGGAGCUCUACGGACAAUUCCUUCGACCUCAUGGCUUGGUUUUUGCUCUGACAUGCACUGUCAACUGUGGGACCUUAUAUAGACAGGUGUGACCCUUUCCAAAUCAUGUCCAAUCAAUUGAAUUUACCACAGGUGGACUCCAUUCAAGUUGUAGAAACAUCUCAAGGUGGAUCAAUGGAAACAGGAUGCACCUGAGCUCAAUUUUGAGUCUCAUAGCAAAGGGUCUGAAUACUUAUGUAAAUAAUGUAUUUCUGUCUUUAAGUUGCAAACAUUUCUAAAUAUCUGUUUUUGCUUCAUCCUUAUGGGGUAUUGUGCGUAGAUAGAAUAAGGCUGUAAUGUAACAAAAUAUGGAAAAAGGGAAGGGGUCUGAAUACUUUUCAAAUGCACUGUAUGUAUGCAAUAAGGCACUAAAGUAAUACUGCAAAAAAACACGGCAAAGGAAUACACUUUUUGGCCUAAAUGCAAAGCCUUAUGUUUGGGGCAAAUUCAACACAACACAUUACUGAAUAACUGCCUCCUUAUUUUCAAGCAUGGUGGUGGCUGCAUCAUGGUAUGGGUGUGCUUGACACUGGAAAAUACUGGGGAUGAAAAGAAAUUGGAUGGAUAACAGGCAAAAUCCUAGAGGAAAAUCUGCUUCAGUAUGCUUUACACCAGACACUGGGAGAGGAAUUCACCUUUCCGCAGGACAAUAACCUACAACAGAAAGCCAAAUAUACACUGGAGUUGCUUACCAAGAAGACAGUGAAUUGACUUGAGAAGCCCAGUUUUGACUUAAAUCUGCUUGAAAAUCUAUGGCAAGACUUGAAAAUUGCUGUCUAGCCAUAAUCCCAACACCUUGACAGAGCUUGAAAAAUUCUGAAAACAAUAAUGGGCAAAUAUUGCACAAUAUAGGUUUGCAAAGCUCUUAUGAGACAUACCCAAGAAGACUCAUAGCUGUAAUCACUACCAAAGGUGUUUCUAACAUGCAUUGACUCAGGGGGGUGAAUACUUAUCUAAUCAAGGUGUUUUAUUUUUCAUUAGUCUUUCAAAAAUGUUAGAAUUUUUCUUCCACUUUGACAUUACAGAGUAUUUUGUGUAGAUCGUUUACAAAACAAAUGACAAUUAAAUCCCUUUUAAUCCCACUUUUUAACACAAUAAAAUCUGAAAAACAUCCAAGGCGGGUGCAGACUUUUUAUGGGUCCUGUAGUAAACAAUAUGCAAAGAACACAAAUGUGACAAUCUUCUUAUUUUGGGUUUUUGUUUCUUUCUCUCCAAUUGGCUGAUGUUGGUCCAGGCCGGUAAGUGAAUUUUCAUAUUCAAACCAGAACAAAUGUGCAGAAAUGAACACUGCCCGUACACUAUGAUCAUUAUGACAGGCAUUAUCAACAUUUACAUUUUAGUAAUUUAGCAGACACUCUUAUCUGAGGCUUCUUCUUACAGGCUAUGGUGUGAGAAAACUGUGCAGACACUAUGAUCUGAGCUAUCUGAUUGGCCAGCGGUAGGCCUGUAAGUGCACUUGAUUUGCUCUCUGGGCCUGCCGAUUAGGCGGACUUCUAGCUUCAGACACAUGAAAUGGUUCCAAAUGGGAACACUUCGCCUUCCCAGUGCUAGGGCUGCUGAAUCAUGUGCACCAACCGCCAACAGCGCAAAACAAAUAAAAAAAUAGGAACGCAAGGCUUUAUCGUUGAGUUUUUUACAGAAAUGUUUGGUGAUCGACUAGGAAUGCCUUGGAGAUCGACCAGUCGGUCACCACUGUUGUAGAGCAUGAACCUGCAGGAGCGAGUCACUGCUUUGACGUUUGCAGAGAAUGACAGGGUGUUGUCCAGGGUCACGCCAAGGUUCUUUACACUCUGGGAGGGGGACACCGUGGAGUUGUCAACCGUGAUGGAGAGGUAUUGGAGCGGGCAGGCCUUCCCGGGGAGGAAGAGCAGCUCUGUUUUGUCUAUGGUUGAGCUUGAGGUGGUGGGCAGACAUCCAAGCUGAGAUGUCUGUCAGAAGGGGGGAAGGAGAAAGGUAGUUGAGUGUCAUCCACAUAGCAAUGAUAGGAGAGACCACGUGAGGAUACGACUUGAUGUUAAGAGAAAAGAGGAGAGGGCCUAUAACUGAGCCCUGGGGGACACCAGUAACAUGGUGCAGACGCAUAUCCUCUCCACGUCACCUGGUAGGAGUGACAUGCCAGGUAGGAUGCAAUCCAGGAGUGUGUAGAACCUGAGACGCCCAACCCUGAGAGGGUGGAGAGGAGGAUCUGAUGGUUCACGGUGUCAAAGGCAGUGGAUAGAUCUAGGAGGAGGAGAACAGGAGUAACGAGGAGAGAGAGUCAGCUUUGGCAGUGCGGAGAGCCUCUGUGACACAAAGGAGAGCGUUCUCAGUUGAGUGAGCCGCCUUGAAGCCUGACUGGUUAGGGUCAAGAGGAUCGUUCAGAGAGAGGUAACGAGAGAGUUGUUCAGAUACAGCAGGCUCAAGUGUUUUGGAAAUAAAAGAAAGAAGGGAUACCGGUCUGUCAUGUCAAUCACAAUAAUUUAUGCCUAGAAGGAGCAGUUGCAACAUAGCGUGAAAUUCAGGAUAUUUUAUGUUCUGGAUUUCUGGACUUUUGAUCAAAUCAAUCAAAUGUAUUUUAUAAAGCCAUUGUUACAUCAGCUAAUUUGAGGCAGCAACAGUACAAAUACAAACAUUUCAAGUGUACUGUCCAUAAAAGCCAAUUAAUAAUUUAACAUGAAAAUAUUGAUCAUGUAUAUUAUCGUUUACUCUGUGUUUAGCAAUGAGCUUAAGAUAUCUUCUCUGUCCUCAUUUCAGCCAAAACCAAAGUCAAAGAUCUCUGCAUCUCGCAGACUCUUCUUGAAGGUAGCUUUUGUGUCUUACUUCACUGUUAUUGGCACAGUCACAACUAAACAACACUUCUCCAUAAUGUGUGUGAGUUGUGAUUUGUGGAUAACGCAUACAUAGAUACACUACUGGUCAAAAGUUUUAGAACACCUACUUUAUUUUUUACUAUUUUCUACAUUGUAGAAUAAUAAUGAAGACAUCAAAACUAUGAAAUAACACAUAUGGAAUCAUGUAGUAACCAAAAAAGUGUUAAACAAAUCUAAAUAUAUUUUAUAUUUGAGAUUCUUCUAAUAGCCACCCUUUGCCUUGAUGACAGCUUUGCACACUCUUGGCAUUCUCUCAACCAGCUUUACCUGGAAUGCUUUUCCAACAUUCUUGAAGGAGUUCCCACAUCUGCUGAGCACUUGCUGACUGCUUUUCCUUCACUCUGCGGUCCGACUCAUCCCAAACCAUCUCAAUUUGGUUGAGGUUGGGGGAUUGUGGAGGCCAGGUCAUCUGAUGCAGUACUCCAUCACUCUCCUUCUUGGUAAAAUAGCCCUUACACAGCCUGGAGGUGUGUUGGGUCUUUGUCGUGUUGAAAAACAAAUGAUAGGCCCACUAAGCCCAAACCAGAUGGGAUGGCGUAUUGCUGCAGAAUGCUGUGGUAGCCAUGCUGGUUAAGUGUGCCUUGAAUUCUAAAUAAAUGACAGACAGUGUCACCAGCAAAGCACCCCCACACCAUAACACCUCCUCCUCCAUGCUUUACAGUGGGAAAUACACAUGUGGAGAUAAUCCGUUCACCCACACUGCAUCUCACAAAGACACGGCGGUUGGAACCAAAAAUCUCCAAUUUGGACUCCAGACCAAAGGACACAUUUCCACCUGUCAAAUGUCCAUUGCUCGUGUUUCUUGGCCCAAGCAAGUCUCUUCUUAUUAUUGGUGUCCUUAAUUAGUGGUUUCUUUGCAGCAAUUCGACCAUGAUGGCCUGAUUCACACAGUCUCCUCUGAAUUAUGUAGAAAAUAGUAAAAAUAAAGAAAAACCCUUGAAUGAGUAGGUGUUCUAAAACCUUUGACCUGUAGUGUAUAUAAAACAUAAUAGCAGUUACACUACUAUUACACUGCUAAACAUAAUAGUAUAAGGGUGUUCUACAUGUAAUUAUAUGGUGUUGUAUCCCAGACCAAACUGGUGAAGAAGGCAAUGGCUAUGUUGGUGGCUGAAAAGGAGCAGAAGGUGAUUGACAGAGAAACCACACUGAGUGAACGAGUCCCAGCACUCAAGAUAUCUGGGCUGUCUGUGCAGGACCUGCAGGUACUAUUAAUAUUAGUUAGAUACAUGACUAUGAGUAUAUUCAUGUAUAUUCAGGUACAGUACUGUGAGUAUAGUCAUGUAUAUUCAGGUACAGUACUAUGAGUAUAUUCAUGUAUAUUCAGGUACAGUACUAUGAGUAUAGUCAUGUAUAUUCAGGUACAGUACUAUGAGUAUAUUCAUGUAUAUUCAGGUACAGUACUAUGAGUAUAUUCAUGUAUAUUCAGGUACAGUACUAUGAGUAUAGUCAUGUAUAUUCAGGUACAGUACUAUGAGUAUAUUCAUGUAUAUUCAGGUACAGUACUAUGAGUAUAGUCAUGUAUAUUCAGGUACAGUACUAUGAGUAUAUUCAUGUAUAUUCAGGUACAGUACUAUGAGUAUAUUCAUGUAUAUUCAGGUACAGUACUAUGAGUAUAUUCAUGUAUAUUCAGGUACAGUACUAUGAGUAUAUUCAUGUAUAUUCAGGUACAGUACUGUGAGUAUAGUCAUGUAUAUUCAGGUACAGUACUAUGAGUAUAUUCAUGUAUAUUCAGGUACAGUACUAUGAGUAUAGUCAUGUAUAUUCAGGUACAGUACUAUGAGUAUAGUCAUGUAUAUUCAGGUACAGUACUAUGAGUAUAGUCAUGUAUAUUCAGGUACAGUACUAUGAGUAUAGUCAUGUAUAUUCAGGUACAGUACUAUGAGUAUAGUCAUGUAUAUUCAGGUACAGUACUAUGAGUAUAGUCAUGUAUAUUCAGGUACAGUACUAUGAGUAUAGUCAUGUAUAUUCAGGUACAGUACUAUGAGUAUAUUCAUGUAUAUUCAGGUACAGUACUAUGAGUAUAGUCAUGUAUAUUCAGGUACAGUACUAUGAGUAUAUUCAUGUAUAUUCAGGUACAGUACUAUGAGUAUAUUAAUGUAUAUUCAGGUACAGUACUAUGAGUAUGAGUAUAUUUAGGUAUGUUCAGGUAUAUUUAGGUAAAGGUGUCGGAUCUUAAUUUGACCAGUUUCAUCGCAGGAGUAAAAGAAUCCUGCAGCAGCAAGUUUUGAUUAUUCUCAAAAAAAGUAAUAAUUUCGAACAGGAAAUUAGUUUUGAUAGGACCUACAGUAGUAGGACAUUUAUUUGGUCUGGUGCUUUAGCGUUUGAGCGAGCAAGAGAGAAGGAGAACUGCACAUUUUCAGUGAAUUUAUGUAAAUCAUGUGGCUCAGUAAAAUUCUCUGCGUCAACAGAGUGAUCAGAAUUACCAAAUAUGUAGGUUGCUAUGAGUAUGAAUACAGUAUAGUUAGUUAUAUUCAGGAAAAGUACUAUGAAUAUGAGUUUAUUAGUAUAUUUAGGUAUAUUCAGGUACAUUAGUCUGAGUUAAGUACAUUCUGUAUAUUCUGAAAUAUUCAGAUACUAUGGGUAUGAGUACGGUAUAUUCAGAUAUGAAUCUGCUUUCUCUUCACAGAAUCUUUGUAAAGAACUGCACCAGAAAAUUGAUGUUGUUGAUGAAGAGCGGUACGACAUCGCGAUGAAAGUUUCCAAAAGUGACGCAGAGGUACCCGAUCCGCAGAUUCUCAAAUUCAAAUAUUACAAACAGUUAAUUUCACAGUAUGAUCUUUAAAUGCACACUCUAUCCAAGUAUGGGAUAUUUUAUUAAGAAUAAUAGUAUAUAAUAAACCUUUGUUCAGGUCGAUAUUGUAAAAUAAUGUGUUACCAUAAACGCAACAUAUGCAUUUAUUUUUUACAAUAACAUUUCAAUCAAAUCAAUGUACAGACAGCAAAGUUUGAAAUAUGUUCUACCCUCUUGUGGCUUUGUGUCAGUGACUCUUUUCACAGAGUGACAUUUUAAUCGCAGAGUGAAUAUUUGUGUUUGUAUGUGGGACUUUUAUUUAGAAAUCGAGACUUUUAUUUUUUGACACCUUGCUAUGUGGGCGAUAUAGAUUGAAAAUCUGACCAUGAAGAUCAUUGAGCUGAAGGGCAAGAAGCGACCUCAGCUGAAGAGGGUGAGAGUAUCAGCUGAAGCCAUGAUGGGGGCUCUGCUGGGAGCCAAGAUCAAAGAGUCGGUCGACUUCAAGGCCAACCUCAAGACUGUCAAGAAGGAGGAGGAGAAGGUAAGGGAGACAUUCACUGCACAGUACAGCCUGUCCCAAUACUUUCUUUCUUUGCUUAUUUUUUUGUAAUGUGCACUUGCAAUAUAACUGGGUGUGCAGUACUUCUGAACUGGUUUCACUGUGUUGUCAUCCCCCACAGAAAGAGGAAGUGACUGACUGGCGUAAGAAUGUGGAUGCCAUGUCUGGCAUGGAGGGUAGAAAGAAGAUGUUUGCCGCUUCCUAAAUAGUCAUGGGUAGAAUGAUGAAAUCAUAUGACUUCUCAGUGUUUAACUUACAUUAUGACAGUCAAGGAACAAAGGUAGUUUGCAUAGUUUUAAUGUAGCUACGGAGUCUCUUGCAUUGUUAUUUGUUUUGUGUGUGUAUGCAAAUCCCAUUUAUAUCAUAUGAUAAUUAUAGUCACUCAAUGGAAAAUGAUGUAUUAUGUGUAUGUAAUAUGUUAUGGAAUGUUUCCAUAACAUAUUUAACAUUCCAUAACAUAUUACAUAAAAAUAAUACAUUAUUUUCCACAUAUUAUGGUAUGUAUAAAUAAAAUGUUGGAUGUUAGAAGUUAUCCAAAUAUGAUUUUGUUACUGACAAUAAAGCACUUGUGUUAUCAUUGUCACUUGUAUGGUC
This is a messenger RNA of Coregonus sp. 'balchen', 9814 nucleotides long. The record is from the annotation of a GenBank genome assembly. NCBI's taxonomy places the organism in Eukaryota, Metazoa, Chordata, Actinopteri, Salmoniformes, Salmonidae.